AUGGUGGAUAACGCAUCCUUCGAGUAUUCCGAAGAAUCUAGCGGAGAAAGCGGUUACAAUAAUGGACGUAUCAACGGGCAAACAUUAAAGCCUCUAUCGGGGUCAGCACCUUCAGUACGGGCUGCAGCGUUAAAUACGUCAUUAACGGGUGAUACGUCAGACACCAAAGAUGGGAAGCUUCCCAGCAAGUCGCGGCAGAAAAAGUUCCAGAGACACUUCCCGCAAGUUGGUCCCGAGGAGAAAGUGCUUAAUUAUUAUUCGUGCGCAUUAGUGGGAGAUCUUUUACUUCAAGGUCACUUGUAUAUCACCAAGAAUUACUUCGCUUUCUACUCAAAUGUGUUCGGUUACGUGACCAAGCUCCUAAUACCAACAAUAUCAGUUCUCCGGAUAACAAAGGAGAAGGUUGCGCGUAUCAUUCCUAAUGCCGUAGGAGUUUGUACUCGGGAUGAGCGACACGUGUUCGGUUCCCUGCUUUCCAGGGAUUCCACGUAUAAGCUUAUGAUGCAUGUUUGGAAAGCAGCUAGAACGCCCGAGCAAGCUUUGCCUAAACCAAAAGACCUUCCAGCAUCAGAAGUGGAGCUAGAAGUAUCAGAGUAUUCUCCAGAAGACGACAGUAGUUCAGCGGGGGGUGACCACCACGACGCUGCAACACCACCAGUCAGGCGAGAGUCUGAGGCUAUAAUUGCUACUGCGUCGGGUGCGGCCGUGAUCCAGCCGGCGCUGCUGACGGGCGGCGCGGGGGCGGCGGCGGGCGCGGGGGCGGGCGCGUCCCCCCCCCGCUACUGGCGCGCGCUGUUAGCCGCCGCGGCGCUGCUCACGCUCUCCGCGGCGCUGCUCGCUUACCGCCUGUACCACGCCACGUACCACGCGCAGUCGGAGCUGGCGAUGCUGUCGGGCUCGGAGCUGUACUCGGAGCUGGUCCGCUGGCGCACGCGCCUGCACGGCCGCGCCGCCAGCGAGCUGCACGCCUUCCUCACCACCAACCUGCUCCUGCUCACCAAGGUACGGCAAUCAUUAGAAGCGCUAUCGGGCGUCAUCCUGACCGACAUGGCCCACACCGGCGCGGGAGAUAUCAACAUGGACGUACCCAACGAAACUGUCUUCAGUUAA
Molecule: messenger RNA, 1110 nt
Organism: Arctia plantaginis
Lineage: Eukaryota; Metazoa; Arthropoda; Insecta; Lepidoptera; Erebidae
Source: the annotation of a GenBank genome assembly